UGUCCCGCCGACGCGCGCGGCCCCGCCCUUCGCAGGCUCCUCAGCUCGCACCAGCUAGCUAGCCGCCGGCGAGUCCCUUGGUUCAUCUCGGGGGUCGGUGUGGUCACUCAUUUCCAAAAGCUCGCUCGCUCGCUCGCUCUUCCUCUCCUCAUCACGAGUCUUUUGAAAACUAUACUACUACUUGCAUGGAUCGGCGCGUACUGUGCAUCAGGAUCAUGCUCGCGUAGACGCCUUGGCCCAUUCCAUGGCCGUAUGUCCCUACCCUCUCGUACGUACGUCCCAUGUGCAUUACCUCCCUCCCCCCAACUUGGUUCUGCCGGGGGCACCACGUACUCCGACUGUGCAACUCUGAGAUCGCACUCUGUUGAUCUGUUCCGGCGGUCAGGCAUGCUGGUCUUCUUGGUUCCAAAGAUGCGGCGGUCUAGACGUCCACUACUCCUGUUGCUCCCAAACUGGUCGUCCUCCUCUUCGUUCUCACACCCCUUUCUCGUUUGCGUCUUUUUGGGCUGACGCUGUCCCUUUUCGAACCUCGAGUCCCCCAAACAAAUCUCUCUCCGUCUCUCGCUCUUCACGCUACUCCCAAACUCUAGUAAUAUAAUAUUUUUGAUGAUGCCAUCCGUUUCCGUUUUUUUAAUUUUAUUAAUGGCGAGGAGAGAGAGACCACAGAUCACAGAGAGCUCCAUGCUUCGCUUUGUCCGCUAAUGCUAAUGGGGAUGGCCGCUCACCUUGCCGCCGUGGUGUGGCGUCGUCUCGGUCUCGGUCCCCUACUCCUUUUUAUUUCCAGCCCGCGGCCUCUCGCACGCUUCUCCAGUUCUCCUCCCGUUUUCCCUCUCUUAUUCAAAAGAAACCCCACCACCUCUAACCGUAAACCGCUGUGUAUCCCGUCCCGUCCCGUCUCUCGCUCGGCCAGCAGGCCACCAACUGCCAGGUCCGGCGAUGGGCAAGGCGGCGCGCUGGUUCCGCAGCUUCCUGGGCAAGAAAGAGCAGCGGCCCACCAAGGACCAGCGGCGGCUGCAGCAGCAGGACGACCAGGCUCCUCCGCUUCCGCCGCCAAGCGCCAAGCGCUGGAGCUUCGGUAGGUCGUCGCGGGACUCGGCGGCGGCCGCGGUCGUCUCGGCCGGCGCGGGCAACGCGGCGAUCGCGCGCGCCGCCGAGGCCGCGUGGCUCAGGUCCGCCGCGUGCGCCGAGACGCACCGGGACCGGGACCAGGACCAGGACCAGAGCAAGCACGCCAUCGCCGUGGCCGCCGCCACCGCCGCCGCGGCGGACGCGGCGGUGGCGGCGGCGCAGGCGGCAGUCGCCGUUGUGCGCCUCACCAGCAAGGGACGCGCGCCGCUCUUCGCCGUCGCCGCCGCCGUCAGGAUCCAGACGGCGUUCCGAGGAUUCUUGGCCAAGAAGGCGUUGCGCGCGCUCAAGGCGCUCGUGAAGCUGCAGGCGCUGGUGCGCGGCUACCUCGUGCGCAGGCAGGCGGCCGCCACGCUGCAGAGCAUGCAGGCUCUCGUCCGCGCGCAGGCCACCGUGCGCGCGAGACGAGCCGGCGCCGCCGCCCUCCCGCACCUCCACCACCUGCCCGGCCGCCCGCGCUACUCGAUGCAAGAGCGGUGCGCGGACGACGCGCGGAUCGAGCACGGGGUGGCGGCGCACAGCAGCCGGCGGCUGUCGGCGAGCGUGGAGUCCUCGUCGUACGGCUACGACCGGAGUCCCAAGAUCGUGGAGGUGGACCCCGGCCGCCCCAAGUCGCGGUCGUCCUCGCGCCGCUCGAGCGCCCCGCUGCUCGACGCCGGCAGCUGCUGCGGCGAGGAGUGGUGCGCCAGCGCCAACCCCGCGUCCUCGCCGCUGCCGUGCUACCUGUCCGCCGGGCCGCCGACGCGCAUCGCCGUGCCGACCUCGCGCCAGUUCCCGGACUACGACUGGUGCGCGCUGGAGAAGGCCCGGCCGGCCACGGCGCAGAGCACGCCGCGGUGCCUGCUGCAGGCGCACGCGCCGGCCACCCCGACCAAGUCCGUCGUCGCGGGCCACUCGCCGUCGCUUAACGGGUGCCCGAACUACAUGUCGAGCACGCAGGCGUCGGAGGCCAAGGCGCGGUCUCAGAGCGCGCCGAAGCAGCGGCCCGAGCUCGCCUGCUGCUGCGGCGGAGCGCGCAAGCGGGUGCCGCUCAGCGAGGUGGUUCUCGUGGAUUCCUCCCGCGCCAGCCUGAGCGGCGUCGUGGGCAUGCAGCGCGGGUGCAGCACCGGGGCGCAGGAGGCGUUCAGCUUCCGGACGGCCGUCGUUGGUCGCAUAGACCGCUCGUUGGAGGUUGCCGGCGGCGAGAACGACCGGCUGGCCUUGUUGCAGAGGAGGUGGUGACUGGCGAGGACCGAUCAGCAAGCUCCACUGGAAAUGCCAACAAGACGACGAGACCUUUGGAAGGGUAAUUAGCAAUAAGAAUGCGUUUUCAUGUGUUCUUGCGAGUUCUCGUCUUUUUUUUUCUUCUUUUUCUUGGUUUUUACAAUCUGAUCAAUCAUGCGACUGGUGUUUCUUUUAUUUGUUAUCAGUGCUCAACAAGUGUACGAGGAAAAUUUGAUUCAUACUGCACUUGGCAUGUAAAGCCUUGCUCUUAUUAAUGCUGUUCUUGGAUUGUGUCCUUAAUGAUUUUCUUUGUUAGUUCACAGCAUUAAGUGAACUGAACUGUUACUGUAAUUGUGGACGCAUCCAAUCAGACUUGUUCAAUUAGAAGGGGAUUAAAGAAGAUAAAAUGUGUUAACUGUUAAA
Messenger RNA from Zea mays, 2751 nucleotides. RefSeq names its product IQ-domain 25. NCBI's taxonomy places the organism in Eukaryota, Viridiplantae, Streptophyta, Magnoliopsida, Poales, Poaceae. The transcript has 3 exons. Bases 937 to 2346 code for a protein of 469 amino acids. Gene Ontology annotation, molecular function: protein binding. The record is from RefSeq and is a predicted model, not a curated record.